GUAUUUGCUCAUUAACAGGCCUGCCGCGGUUUACAGUUGUGGCUGGUUGUUUGUGCUAAUGUAAUAUACAAAUAUUAAUCGCUGUCAGUAACAGCUACGAGUUAUAGGAGCACUGGCGCAAACGAUUUGAAAAUGCAUGUUGAUUGCAGACUGUAAGCAAAACGCACCCCCAGAUAAGCUGUUUUAAAACAGUUUUUUGUUUUGUUAGAAUAGAUUAUUAAAGACGGUGUUAUGCCGGCUAUGGUCAAUGCCUGUUUCCAGUGUCUUCUACUGCCAUGUAAUUCAUACAACGGGUCUGUUGCAAUGUGAAACAGCUACUACACCCUAAGACCACUUGCAUAAAUCUAAACAUGCUCGUAAACAAGACGCCUCCCUCGUGUCAACAACGCUUGGUUACAUGAAAGGGAAAACCUUAACUUGAAUAAAAAGUUAAUGCAUAUUUGAGAAAUAUGCUGCAGGUGAUGUGUGGUCCGGCCCAGUAAAUAUAUCAUUAUUAAAGAAAGUCAGCUUUAUUGUAUAAUUUCUCCUAGAAAUAUUAUUAUAAACUCAUAAUGAUUUGACAUAAACUAGACAAACGUAUUAUUAAAAAUAUUACAUGAAUAUGACUAUAUGAUUAAAUGACACAAUUCUCAUGCUUUGAACAUUUUAAACUAACGUGAAUAUUGUAGCAGAGGAUAAUGCUGGAGUUUAGUAUGCACGCUGUUAUGUGUACUGCCCCUUUAAGUAUAGCAGUUAUGGGCUCAUAACUCCUAAGUAUGUGACAUGCCGUGUCUGAGUGUGUAGGCUUCAUUCACAUGCAUGUUUGCUCAGGGACUCGGAGACCCGUUAUCCCAACCAUUCUCCAUAAUUCCCUGCAGCACAUGCUGAGAUAAGCCCUGUGAGCUGAUGGUUUUAGGGGACAUUGAAGUCAAGAAAAGAAAUACACAAUUGUGUAUUUGAAGCCAUUUCAUCCAAAACUGUUUAAGCUGUGUUUUGUCUUCCUAUUAUAUUGAUCUUCUCCAGUCACCUGCACAAUGUCAGAUAGGAUUUUUUAUUUCUUUAUCUUUUGAAGACCCUAACGCUUUUCCCUCUAUUUCAGUAAAAGAGAGCUAAAAAACUCCCAGAAACUACAAAGAUGCACUGGCCCAUAAAUACACUCCCCAUGCCUCUGUACGUGGAGCUGGGUGUCCAUUCACUGAGUGGCCUUCUCUGGACUGUGCUGCUUCUGUUUCUGUGGCACUGCUAUCGCAUGGGCUCCGAUCUGCCCAUCCCUGGCCACGCACAUGCUGGAAAGAUGAAAUCGGGCUCCAGGCGUUCCAUGAUCUCCCGUGGAGGAAGUUGUGCUGGAACAAAGUGUAAUGCACGCCACAAGCUGUCAAGAAGUGAUCAAAUGACUUCCUUUAUCCCCAUGGAGGCAGAGGAGGACGAGGAGCAAGGAAGGAAUUACCUCACCCCCGUGCUGAGUCGUGCCUUGUUUCCAGCUCAGGCAUCUGCAGAAGCCAAAAAACUCUACACAGCACUGCAAGAGUAUGCCAAGCGCUACAGUUGGGCCGGCAUGGGCCGCAUCCAUAAGGGUCUCCGCGAGCAGGCCAGACUAAACGAUCAGUCUGCAAUACAAAAGCCUCAUCUCUUCUUCCUGCCAGAUGUCCCAAGUGUUCCUUUUUUCCCACGUGAUGCUCAUCGACAUGACAUCGAGGUUCUGGAAGCCAACUACCCUGUGAUAUUGGCUGAAUUCCAGGCUGUCUACCAGCGGGGCAUUGAUUCAAAACUAGGCUGGACCUGCCUGGGCCCUAAGGGCCAGACAGUGUUUCCCUUGUACAGUGCAGGCAUUUGUGUGGCGGGAAACUGUCGCUCCUGUCCCUGCACCUAUCGCACACUUCUGUCCCUUCGCACCUUUAUCAACAGCAACUCACUGGGAUCUGCUGGGUUUUGGCUGCUGGGACCUGGAGCUGUGCUGGGCAGUUCUUAUGGACCCACCAACACCAGGCUCCGCUGUCAUCUAGGUCUACAGACUCCGGCCCUGUGUGAGCUGGUGGUGGGUGGGGAGCCUCAGUGCUGGUCAGAGGGACACUGCCUUCUGGUCGAUGACUCUUUUCUCCACACUGUCUCUCACAAAGGUCCUGCAGAUGCAGGACCUCGCGUCAUUCUGAGCGUUGACCUUUGGCAUCCAAACGUGGCUGCAGCAGAAAGACAAGCUCUGGACUUCAUGUUCACCCCUGACCUCUGAACGCCCCUUCGACAUCUCCAAUAUAAACCACCUCCGAGGAUGCCUUACUUCAGCUCCGCCUGUCGUGGAUCAUGCGUUCAAUUCCGAUUAAUGGAUCACUGUGUAAAUUAUAAAAAGCCAUCAGCCGUGCUAUCUGACGGUGCUGCAUCUAAGGCCUGCACCGAGAAGCUUCACUUGAAUAUAUUAUCACGGAUGAAACCCAAUGAGGUCAAAGGUGUGAAGAAAUGGCUGCUAACUGUGAGCGAUAACAUUUGAAAGCACAAAGACAUGAAACCUAAGAAGAGCAGAGUUGGUGGUAAAUAUUCCAGAGUCACAGAAACAUCACAAUUAUACUACGUACUAUGUAAUGGAAUGCCUUUUGCAUGAAAAAUAUGACUUGUGUCUACAGGAUGUACUUUUUGAGAUGCUAAUGCAUGUGCUAAUAUG
Cynoglossus semilaevis (tongue sole) is the source of this 2632-nucleotide messenger RNA. RefSeq names its product aspartate beta-hydroxylase domain containing 1 (gene asphd1). Bases 1115 to 2206 code for a protein of 363 amino acids. Gene Ontology annotation, cellular component: membrane. Lineage: Eukaryota; Metazoa; Chordata; Actinopteri; Pleuronectiformes; Cynoglossidae. The transcript is spliced from 5 exons. The record is from RefSeq and is a predicted model, not a curated record.